AUGACUGAUGCUGAUUACCAAUACUCGCACGUACUUCCUUCACAUCACAUCGCUGCAUCUUGCGAAACAGUUUUAGACGCUGCAUCCUGCAACACAAUUUUAGAAGCUGCAUCACACAUGCGUUACUCCGAGGUAGAGGAAAGAUACUUCUUCUGUGACCUGUGCCACAAGUCGUACAAGUGGAAAAAAGCCCUCAACAGACAUAAGACCUACGAAUGUCCGUUCGUAGUGGACAAACCUCAUUUUUCCUGCCCGUACUGCCGUUUCGUUUCCAAGCAGAAGAUCUGCGUUAAAAAGCAUAUCGUCAUCAAGCACCCCGGUCUCCCGGUCAAAGUUGUACAGAAAAUCACCUCAUCCAUAAUCGAAAAUUGA
Messenger RNA from Bemisia tabaci, 372 nucleotides. NCBI's taxonomy places the organism in Eukaryota, Metazoa, Arthropoda, Insecta, Hemiptera, Aleyrodidae. The record is from RefSeq and is a predicted model, not a curated record.